Mauremys mutica (yellowpond turtle) is the source of this 3081-nucleotide messenger RNA. It is a transcript of the gene C19H17orf78, whose product is annotated as chromosome 19 C17orf78 homolog. The coding region runs from base 465 to 1331 and encodes 288 amino acids. Lineage: Eukaryota; Metazoa; Chordata; Testudines; Geoemydidae. The transcript has 7 exons. The record is from RefSeq and is a predicted model, not a curated record.
UCUAGCAUGUAUCAGGCAAGUGAAAGACUUCCUCUCAGUCCACUCGGGCAGCUAAAUUAUCUUGUUUCGGGCAGUGAAAUUCACCCAGGUGUGGCAAAAUUCUUAUUUACCAGUUACGCCCAUUCAAAUGCUUAACAUGGGACUUAUCCUUAUGUGGUACUGUGCACUGAGGGGAAAUUAUAUCCAUAGAUAAAGUUUAUUCAGGUCAAACAGUAAGCAAAUCCUGCACCUCUAUUAACUGGAUCAGAGCAAUUACCAAUCUAGAAACGGAUCAAACUGCAAUGAAUAAACAGCCUCAUUUUUAACUCUCCUUAUAAAUAAUCAAUAUUCAAACUUAGUGAGUUUUAAACAGGAAUUGGUGCUGUUACAAUACUAAUUUGGGAGCUUUACCAACCAAUGCAACCCUACAGGAUUUAUGAGUGUAAAGCAAUAAGUGAAGAGGAUUUCAUGAUCACGAAUAUUGUAUGCAUGUCAGCAUUAUGGACACAAUAUUGGUGUUUAGUUUACUGUUUAUAUACUACAGCCUCAGCCCAAAAGACCUCAGAGAUUAUGACUGUCAUGUGGAAAAUUCUUCAGAAGUACUGUCUGAACGCACAAGAAGCAUGAGCAUCUUACUGCAAGAGUCUGAAAAGGCAGUGGCAAAAGGGGAGCUAAGCAGAAACCAUACCGUCGCCACUUUGCAAUGCUCUGGUCUGCACAGCUCCAUACAAGUAAAUCUCCUUUACUCAGAGAAGAUGUACAAUGUUUUCACAAACAAGACAAACGUUAAAUACACCCUCCAAAGCCUGAAAGUCAUCACUGAUCCAGAUGAGAGUGUUUCUACUGCCCACAGGUGUCUCUUAUUAACAGAUCAUAAACAAAGUUUUCAGACUGAAUUUAACCUUACAGGCAAAGUGUUUCUGGUGGGGCUAUCAAAUUGCAUUAUUAAUGCAAAGCUGUCUGAGCCUGAAAUUUUUGCAGAGCAACUGCACGCCACAGAGGUACACCGACAGAACAGCAGCUCAGGUAGCAUAGGUGAAGACAUGCUGCUCAGACUAACACGAAGACAAAGCAUCUAUGUCAAAGCAGUAAUCAUAUGUGUCCUGCUACCCUGUUCACUAGCCUUCAUUGUGUUUGUUAUAUUUGAAGUUCCCUUCCCAUGUCCAUGCCCUGGCUGGAGCCAGCAAUGCAACUGUAUUCAGAAAUGUAAAAGACAAGGAGAAGAACGCACAGAAAACCCAAAUUCCGCAUCAUCCGAAGGAUCUGUCAUGGUAGGUCACAAAAAGAGAGGAGCUUCAGAACAAGCACCUUGGAGCAAAGCGGCCAAGAUAAUUGCCAUUCAUGAGACUUAGUUCUGAAGAACUGCAAGCUACAGGAGAAAGCACAAUUUUCUGUUUUAUCCAAGCACAGUUUUUUGCUUUAUCCAUGUCUGUAUUAUUUUUCUCCUCACUUCUUAUUGUUCAGAGAAGUAAGACCAUCAGCAUUUUACACGAUAUAGAGUCAAACAAUUACAGAUUGCAAUGAAAGUGACAUUAGCCUGUUUUAGGGGCACUCCUUACGAAACUAACCCCUCGGAACACAUCUUGGUGUUGACUCCCUCCAUGAACUACCUGGAAUCAUAUUUUAACUUCAGCAGUAGACUAUGGUCACUAGAAACAAAGGGAAUAAUGGAAAAACCUACUUGCAGAAGCAAUAAAAGUCUCACCACAUUGCAAAUUCUCCCUCUGUCUUCCUUAGAUUAAUUGUAGUUGGAGUUCACACAGCAACUAACAUCUGCUACACUGAAGAUUGUAUCUAGACAGAUUAUACUUAAAUUCAAGACAAUGAUUAUUCAGAAAAGCAUCUAACACUGGAACCAACUAAAAGUAUAUAUGCCCUGUUCAUUGAGCUUGAGGGCCAAAUUCUGCCCUUACAUACACAUACACAAAUCCCAUCAACUUCAAUGGCAAGUGGAUGUAUGAAUCAAAGGACAGAAUCUGGAUUUCAGCAUCCGUUCCUUGUGCUACAAUUUAGCCUAGCUGAUAAAAGGAGCCUAAACUCUUGCUUGUUGCCAGCAAUCAAGCGCUCCCUUCAUCAGCAUCUUCGAAGCAUAAGGAAUUUGGGUUAGCAAUAAGAAAGUUCAACUCUGCCCCAUUUUAAGCAUCUGUGCCACUAAUUUUCUUGUGUUCAUCAUUUUGUCCCCCAUAAAUUGGAUCAUACCAUGGUUUAGCAGUUCAAUUAAUUUGGGACCUUCACUCUGCAAUGUUGCUUCCAAAUGAGACCAUAGGACAGACAGUUAUUUGUUGUAAAAGGAGCACGGGUUCUGAGGGAGAUAAAUCAAAAGGUAACCCCACAUUUCUACAGGCAGAUUUCUGUGUGCAUAUUCUUGAACUCUCACUGCAUGGAACUAGACCAUCAACCUCCCUUGAAAAAUCUACAGAUCCACAAGACCUUCAGGCCAAUUGUAACAAAAAAGUGACAUUAAAGUUCCAGAAAUGUAGUCCAGGUUAUGGAUUCAAGGUGCAAAAUCUGUAUAAGUCAAAGAGGAAACUGCUGUAUUAGGUCCAAUGUAGUCCAACCCUCUGUCAGUACAGGAUUUCCCCCUGCUGUAUUCAUCCAUCCCUCUGUCAGUACAGGAUUUCCCCCUGCAGUACAGUCUCCACUGCUUCAUCCAAUCUGCUUUGUCUUAAGAAAUGGAUGUUCUCCAGCCAUAGUGUCACUGCUUUAUAAUGUGUGCAUAGAAACAGUGAAAUUAAAUUGCUGAAAAUCUAGAUAUUGUAUUAUCCCAUGUUCAGCACACACGCACACAAAAAUCCUGGGUGUUUAUAUGAACAGAUGCAACCAGUUAUCCUCAGGUAUCUGUACAGCCAAUGGACCUGAGUCUCCACUGCCUACCACCUUAUGUAGUAAUUUACAUCUGUGAAAAGUGAGUAUAAAAUCUGUUUAAAAUAUUGUCAAAUAUGGAUGACUAUACAUGAUGAAAGCCAAUGGAAAAGUCAGGCAUUAGUCCUUCUGCCCCUUAGAAGCUUAUUUUGAGUUUCAUUUGACAGGAACCUAAUCCCAGCAAAUCUGGUCUGAUUUAUUGCAUUUUUUCCAUAGCCUCAACACAAAGCUAGGUGAAAC